UUGGCAACAGUUAUUUUAAUUAAAUAUGGCAGCUAUGUUUAUUUUUUUAGUCUAUUCUAUUUCCAAAUCUCUCUCUAAAUAGAAAUCUUCCGAAUAUUCCGAUUUUCUUUCUUUGACGGAAUUCCACAUCACCACCUCAGUUCUUUAUAUUACUGAUAUGAAAUAUGAUUUAAAUGUGCUGUAAUUUGGGACCUAUUCACCUUCCAUGAUGUCUGAAAAAGACUUUGAUGUUUCUUCUCUUGAACUGAAAAAUAUUUUAAAACAUGUGAAGAAGGAAAUAGAAGACCCAGAUUUGUUAUCACAUCCUUGUGGAGAACAAGACUUCAAAAUGCCAGAGAUAAAAAUUAAGAAGAUAGAUGAAGAGGAAGCAGACUUGUAUACCCAGCAAUCAGAAAACUGUGCUGAAGCUUCUAAUUUGAAACGUGAACAUCAGGAAACUAUUAUAAAGCAAGAGAUUGAAAUGAGCAAUUGUACAGAAAGUAAUAAACCAUGGUCCAUGGCUUCAGGACUUGUGGCUGGGUCAAUGAAGACAAAUAACAGUCUUGACCCUGAACCUGUCAUUUCCCCAAAGUUUAAAACACCUUCUCACACUCAAAGUUCAGAAGAAUCAGCCAGUCAGUUGGAGGUGAUAAAAAAGGAAAAUGAAGUGACUUCAGAAGAUAAUGCUGAUAACAUUCAAAUUAAAUUUAAAGGGAACCAUUCCAAAGAAACUGUUUUGACAAAAAAAAUCAAAACUUAUAAAAAGCACAUAUGUCAGAUAUGUCUUCGAGAAUUUUCUCAAUCUUCCCACUUGAAAUCUCACCAAGUGACUCAUACCGGUGAAAAACCAUUCAAAUGUCAGAUCUGUCUUAAAGGAUUUUCUCAGAAUUCCAGUUUGUAUACUCACCAAGUGAUUCAUACAGGUGAAAAACCUUUUCAAUGUCAAAUCUGUCUCAAACAAUUCUCUCGAGCCUCCAAUUUGAAAUCUCACCAAAGAGUCCACAAAGGUGACAAACAAUUUAAAUGUCAGAAUUGUCAAGAAGGAUUUCCCCAGUAUUCACUUUUGAAAGCUCAUCAGUUGGUUCAUGCUGGUGAAAUCAUUAAAUAUAUAUAUAUAUGAAGUAGCAGUGUCUGGAAUGGCCUUAAAACAAAAAGUGCAGAAAAUCCUAAAAACUGCUACUAAAGCAAUUGGGAACAAAGAAAUCCAACCUGGACAACUGUUCUAGAGAAACAUUCAUAAGAAUGCUAGAAAGAUUUUUUAAAAUAAAAUACUACCCUCUGGAUCAGGAUUAUGGGAUUUUAUCAUCACAACAAGGGGGAGCAACCAGUAAUGAAGAGUUACAUGAACAAGAGACUUAACUCCAUUGUUCCCUUGGCAAUUAAACCAUUAAAUAGAAGUGAACUCACUGACAUACAAAUUUCAUGUGCAAUGUCUGAGUGAAAGUGGUGUAUAUCAUUUUCUAUAGUUAUCAGUUUUUUUUAUUGAUGGCACAAGUAGUGCGACAAAUUUCUUCAUGGAUAAUAAAGAUUU
This is a messenger RNA of Biomphalaria glabrata, 1510 nucleotides long. RefSeq names its product zinc finger protein 226-like. The coding region runs from base 206 to 1099 and encodes 297 amino acids. The transcript is spliced from 4 exons. The record is from RefSeq and is a predicted model, not a curated record. Gene Ontology annotation, molecular function: RNA polymerase II cis-regulatory region sequence-specific DNA binding; DNA-binding transcription factor activity. Gene Ontology annotation, biological process: regulation of transcription by RNA polymerase II. NCBI's taxonomy places the organism in Eukaryota, Metazoa, Mollusca, Gastropoda, Planorbidae.